Molecule: messenger RNA, 1570 nt
Organism: Aureobasidium subglaciale EXF-2481
Lineage: Eukaryota; Fungi; Ascomycota; Dothideomycetes; Dothideales; Saccotheciaceae
Exons: 2
Coding region: 252-1403 (383 amino acids)
Source: RefSeq, a predicted model, not a curated record
UGCUCUUGGCAAGCGAGAUGUCAGCCCCCUCGCCAUGUGGAUAAAAGUACUCGCUCAUGCAUGUCACAUCCAAUCAAUGACAUUUCAAGGUGGGGCGGCGCUCAUGCAGACAGGCUGUGUUCAGUGGUAGGGAUUGUUGUGUGACGCUUUUCCUACCCUCUUCUCUUUCUUCACAACUCCGGAAUAUCUUCUCUCUGCUCUUGUUGGGUUUGAGAAACAAGGCAAGAGUGCUAGCUACUCCGCCACUGAUCAUGGCCGGCGAGUUUGAGCUUCCGGUCAUUGAACCAACAGGCAAACCGAGGAUCUCAACCAAUGUUCGAGCUGUUGGCAAAGACUCGAGGACCAACUCCGCUGCGAGUUCUUCUGUCCACUUCUCGCCCAUAUCAUACAAUACCUACAACACGGACUCGACCUUUGUAUCACCAGGCUUACUACGUCAAAAUUCUGUUCGCGAACGACCUGCUCUGCAAGGAUAUCCUAAGCUAGCAAGGUUCAUCGGAGAGCGACCUGGCUUUGCAAUUUUCCGGCGCUUCUCUGAGCUCAAUGCGCGUAAUCUAUUAUAUCUCCAGGCGGAGCUGCUGGAUAUUGAGGAAGAGCUAUAUGAGUUGGAGAUGGAUGAUCAGAGAGAUCAAGAUUUGAGGCAAUUACAAUUCAGCAUGCGAGGCAUACACAAUGGCAGAGUCGCACCAGAAGGAUCCAAAGCGCAUGCUCGAUGGAAGCUGUAUGAAGAUCAGCGGAAGCUGUUGAAAGAAUAUAACGAGAUCUUGAUACAGCAGCACAAACUGUACAGUCUUCCAAGACCAACACAUGGUGAAGUCCGUGGUCUCCGAGAAUUCAUCUGUGACAGCGACAUCCACGGUCACAGCAGCGAUCAAGAAUGGCUACAUCACCCUGAGAAUACUAUCUGGAGUCUAAGUGUAGACGAGAAGGCAAAAUACGAAACGGACCAGCAAAGAGCACGAGCACAUGAAAGAGCAAAGGCCACCCAGACAGAUCUUGUCAGUCUGUCAGGACAUGUCGCUCCAGACUCCUUCACAAACCUGCUAAGAAGCAAAGUCGUACAACGCUUCCAUGUGCUCUUUGGCCAUCGUCUUCUACAAGAAGACGCAGAAUUUGGUGGCCACAUGUAUCGAGGAGAGAUUCUGGAAAAGCUGGCCUUCUACAUCAGUAUUCUCUUUGCCUCUGUACUUCCGACUGGUAGCAUCAUCGCUCUCUACUACAUUCCUGUGUUGAUCUGGAGAUUGAUCUUCAUCGGACUCUGGAGUGCGACAUUCAGUUUUUGUCUGGCCUUCUUUACUUCGGCUACCCGGAUUGAAAUCUUUACUGCGAGUGUGGCAUUGGCCUCGGUACAAGUUGUUUUUGUCGGUACGAAUGGUGUUACUGUGAUCCCUGCUAGUCGAUGAUGGUUUUUUUGAUAUAUGUUUCUACAGGCAGCAACGAAUAAUGAUUCCGGAUGACAUGGUUAUGAGGGUUGGACUCGGAUGGAGGCAUGAGGUAUGGUUACAUGAGCAAUGAUGGUACGAGAUGUGUCGAUAGAAAUGAAUACAAACCGAAUAAUUACGAUCUGCCU